Molecule: messenger RNA, 711 nt
Organism: Ruditapes philippinarum (Manila clam)
Lineage: Eukaryota; Metazoa; Mollusca; Bivalvia; Venerida; Veneridae
Exons: 2
Coding region: 1-711 (236 amino acids)
Source: RefSeq, a predicted model, not a curated record
AUGUACGACUGGGCGUGCAGGAAUCCGUCCCCGUCGGAGAACCUGUCACGUGGUGCCAUCGGAUUAUCAUAUAUGCUAAAAAAUGGACAGCUCAAACGAACAGCUGACUUCCAGGUUCUCAAAACAUAUGUCACACGUGAUGGUUACACGAGACGCUAUGAUGAGGUAGUUACAGAAAUUACAAACAAAACCAAGUGUAUUGAUGAUGCCUUACUCUGGGCAAAUGACCUAGAAGAAAGUUUCUUCCAGGCAGUGCGUUGGCGUUACGUCUGUGGAAGGAACGUUAUAACACUAAACCCAGAAAAGUUUGUCUUCGGAGCAGAUGAGGUCGAGUUUGCCGUCUUUGAAAUCACUCGUGAUGAAGUCAGAUCCUGUCAGAGAUGCCUGCAAGCCAUUAAGGAAUUUCCGACAACAAAAUGCAUCACAGACGUGUAUUCAUGGCUUGGCCUUGUAAAUCAGGUGUCAUAUGUUUCCAGUUUGGCGGAGCGCAUGUUACCAUUUCGUAAUCUCUUGAAGCAAGGUACUGUUUUCCAUUGGAAUGAACAUCUUCAGACAGUACUUGAUGCGUUAUGCGCACAGAUUGUAAAAGAAACAGAAGAAGGGGUUCGCAUCUUUGACCCUGACAGACCCACAUGUUUCACAAAUGACUGGUCUAAAUCAGGUAUCGGGUUCUGGCUCUUUCAAAAACACUGUAAAUGUGAUAAGACAUAA